AUGCCCGCAUUGAACGCCCUCAAUUCAACCUCAGAAUCCCGCGCGCGCGCCCUGAUCCUAGCACAACUCCGGCUCCUUCGUCCUCCUCCGACUGGCAAAGAUACGAUUGUCUGCGCGCCCCCGGGCCAUCCUGACUGUGAGUCAGAUGAUGACAUGCCUGACGCGGAUACAUCAGAGCCGCCAUUGAACAGUACCGGUAGUCACAUGACGCUCGCAGAGAAAGCCAGACUUAUCAAGAAGUGGGCCGACAACAAACAGAAGCAUGUUCGCAAGAAGAGAGACAAGAAUAGCCACGUUUAUUGGUACAUGCAGAGGGAAGCCAUAGACAGAAGCUUUUACUCGGAGUACAAGGAUGGACCGAAAAUAUUCCAAGAGUUCCGGGUUACCUCUGGCAUGGGAGACCAUUUAAAAUCCCACAGUAUUACGAAGGAGUCUCACCACGGUCGAAUCAAUGGAUACGGCCGCGCCAUUGGUGGAGGAGAUUAUACAGAGGUAGAUGCAUGGAGCGGUCGACCCAGGCAAAGAGCAAGGCUCACGGCAAAGGAGUCUAUCCGCCAGUGGUUUGUAAAACACCGACAACCCUUCUCUGUUGUUGAGAACUUGAGACUCCUGCUUUCCAAGAGAUACUUUGUGGAACGCAGAGAGAAGCUGAAGAUCGAGCUUCAGUACAAUUGUGCUACCAUCUCGCUCACCCUUGAUAUCUGGACAGCACCGAAUCGGGUGCCUAUUUUCGCCAUUAUUACGCACUGGAUUACGCCGGAGUUUGAGGAGAGAGAGGAGGUUAUUGAGUUUAUCGAGCUCAAAAAAUCUCACACUGGCAAACACGAGAUAGUUGAGAAGACACUUGAGGAGCUCAGGCUCAAGCCAAAGCUUCUCGCCAUUACGGGAGACAACGCCGCCAACAACGGCACGCUCUAUUAUUUGAAGACCAGACCACAUUCCAAUUUCCGGGCAAGCUGGUAG
This is a messenger RNA of Hirsutella rhossiliensis, 963 nucleotides long. RefSeq lists its product as uncharacterized. The record is from RefSeq and is a predicted model, not a curated record. NCBI's taxonomy places the organism in Eukaryota, Fungi, Ascomycota, Sordariomycetes, Hypocreales, Ophiocordycipitaceae. The transcript is spliced from 3 exons. The coding region runs from base 1 to 963 and encodes 320 amino acids.